Molecule: messenger RNA, 2283 nt
Organism: Brettanomyces nanus
Lineage: Eukaryota; Fungi; Ascomycota; Pichiomycetes; Pichiales; Pichiaceae
Exons: 1
Coding region: 1-2283 (760 amino acids)
Molecular function (GO): protein binding
Source: RefSeq, a predicted model, not a curated record
AUGGUUUUCCGUACUUUCGCAAGGUUUUCUAAGUAUACAAGGACCUACUGCAAUAAUAGAAGGGCAUCGUCCUUUUCUUCUAGGCCUUGUCGCAAUAGUCACCAGCCUUUCUUCUAUCCAUCGUACCGACAGCCGAGUGAUCUGACACCAUUAGAUGAAGUUGACCAUCACCGACAGUCUAAGAGCAAGACGAAUUCGGGAGGGUUCUCUAACAUUGUUCCAGUUUUAACUGUCACCAAGAACUAUGUCAUAUUCGAUCCCUAUUCUAACAAGAGGAAAAGGGACAAGGAACAGAAAGCGGAGGAGAAUAAUGAAGAGCUUAAGAAGGCACGAGACAAUAUUCGCCGGAUUCUAUUGAGACGAGUCAAUGGGAAUGUGAGUAAAAACAGUGGAGUUACUAUCAAUAUUGAGUCAAUGAACCGUUUAGAAACAACGUUGAGUAUUAGACGAACCAAUUCUAAUAGUAUUAAGAGACUGGUUUUAGCCACAGAAAGCCUUCUUAUGCUUUAUCCGAAGUUACAGAAACGUACGUAUUCCACUAAGAGUAAGGCUGAAAAAGUGAGCAGUGACGACAUUACUGAUAAAAUUAACCAAUUAGAGAAAGAACUGUCAAAACUUGAGUUGAAGAAGCACAGCAAUGUUGAGGUUGAGAUAGAGAAAGAAGUUGUUGACGGACAGGUGGCUGAGUAUACGCAGGAACAGGUCAUUGAUAAGAUGAUGUCUCUGGGUAAAAACAACGAGGUUCUUGCCGUUUACCUAAGAUUAAGGGGUAAUCAUGUGGUUCCUUGCAUCGAUACUUACAACAAAAUCCUCAAAUCAAUAUCUCUUCGAGAUACUGAUGAGACUUCUGAGCAGAAAUUGACUCAUUUGUUGAAUACCUAUUCUGAUAUGUUGUCCAACAACAUCAAACCGAAUGAGGAAACAUAUGAACUUGUCAUUGAACAACUACUUGGUGGAUCCUUAGCUUCUUAUAAGCGUGGGGAGUUUAAGCAGGGGGCCGAUUUUCUGAAAAUUGCCAUGGAGUUGUUUCUGAUUAGCCAUAAUAGCAACAGUACCAUGAAGUUUAAGAACAAUACGAUCUAUUUGGAUCUUGUCAACUGUUUGAAUCGCUAUCAGAUGUUGGAUGCUGUGGUUCCGCAGACGUUGUAUUCAAUUAUUAGAGAAAGGUUGGGUAGUAGCAAACAAUCCCUUGUGGUUGAGCUCUAUUUGCAACUGAUUAGAUACAGUUCUUUGGGGAAAGAUGUGGAUUCCGUUAACAAAUUUUACCAAGAGUUGAAAGCAAACGUGAAUUCAUCUCUAUUACACAAAUAUCAGUACCGAAUUUAUGGUGAGGUACUUGAAGCAUUGAAUGUUUGUGGACAUGUUCAGAAAAGUUCGUCUAUGUUGGACAGAAUAAUCAAGGAGAUGGAAGAUAGAACUGGGAAGUCAGCUCAGACUGAUAUCUCCAAGCUUCUAUCAAGUUUCUUGAAAUCACAGGCUUGGAUUAACCCUAAUGAUGCCUACAGGACGUUAGUGAGAUUAAAUUCAAUUGACUGGCUUCCAGACGUUUCUGUUUUAUCAUUGGGAAAUCUCUUUACGUCAUUUCUAAAUGCCAACGAUUUGACUAUGGCUAUGAAAGUAUGGAACUUUACUGUGAUUAGACAGGAUUUCGAUAGUUCUAUGGAAGCUCUACCUGCUGACAGCAAUUACCUACAGUUGAAUGACUCUUUUAAUCGGUUUGUUGAAUUGUUGUUGGCUAAAGGUGACAAGAACCUUUUGAUUAAAACAGUGAGAGAGAUACUAGUUAAGGAAUCGUUGAUUCUAUCGGAUAAAGCGAUGGUAGAGAUGCUUUCAUUCUUAGAAAACGAAGGAUUCUACGAACUUGGCAAUAAAUUUAUUAUUGAUCAAGGAUUAAAAAGAGAUUCCAAGAAGUCCGGUUCACUUAAUAACUAUCUUUCGUUAGUGGUUGAUUUCAUUGGACAGGAGCAGAUUCAUACGUUAUUUGUGAGCCAGUUCUUUAAGAAGACUGUGGAGCAAUAUAGAUUGAUGAGAGACAACGUUUAUGGAUUAAUUAAGGUGUUUAACUCGCUGUGGAGUGAGGCCACAGUGACCACAGUGACCCCAGAGGCCCCAGUGACCCCAGAGGCCCCAGAGGCUCAGCAAGCUCAGCGUAAGUUGAAACUCGCGUACUAUCUGAAAGUUCUAGACUAUGAGUUUGACGAUGUGGCUAAUUACUACGUAACUCUUCCUGAUGAGUUGAAGCAGUUUGAAAACAAGUUGAGGAGGGUGCGGACAGAGUUAUAA